Lactuca sativa (garden lettuce) is the source of this 1170-nucleotide messenger RNA. RefSeq lists its product as uncharacterized. The record is from RefSeq and is a predicted model, not a curated record. Gene Ontology annotation, biological process: regulation of DNA-templated transcription. Lineage: Eukaryota; Viridiplantae; Streptophyta; Magnoliopsida; Asterales; Asteraceae. Gene Ontology annotation, molecular function: DNA-binding transcription factor activity; DNA binding.
UCAUGUUGAUAUGGUUGAUUUAGGGGCAUAUGAUGAGGAAGAGGCUGCUGCUCACACUUAUGAUCUCGCUGCUCUUAAGUAUUGGGGUCCGGAAACAACACUGAAUUUUCCGCCGGAAAUGUACAAAAUCGAGAUGGAAGAAAUGCAAAAAAUGUCUAAGGAAGAAUACUUAGCCGUGUUAAGAAGGAACAGUAGUGGAUUUUCUCGAGGCGUUUCAAAAUUCCGAGGUGUAGCAAGACAUCAUCACAAUGGAAGGUGGGAGGCACGGAUUGGACGAGUCAAUGGUAACAAAUACAUAUAUCUAGGAACUUUCGGCACCCAAGAGGAUGCAGCCAGAGCAUAUGACAAAGCAGCCAUAAUGUAUCGAGGAGAAAAUGCUGUAACCAACUUUGAUAUUAGCAAUUAUACUAACGACUUCGAUGAUUCCUCACAAACUGAACAAGCUCCAUCAAAUGCUGAACAGAGUGAGAACAAUUAUGAUGACGGCAUAAGAUCUGAACAACAAGAACAACAACAAAACGAAGAAGAAGUUGCUCAUGAAGUUAAAGAGGAGAUGUUUCCUGAAACACAUUUUGCAUCUUCAGUUGAUGAAGACCACCCUUGGAGACAUUUUAUGGAUCCAGAACAUAUAUCUCAUCUUCCAUUUGAUGAGUCAAGUGAACGAAUGGACUUGCUUUAUGAUUAUGGCUUUGAGGCUAACCUUGACUCCAUUUUCAAUGACCCCAUUGUCAAUGGGAGUGGUUGCAUGACUUUGCCAGAAUCUUCUUUCAUGUACUCCACAUCCUCAAUGAUGAACCCCGUUUCUGGCCCUUUGGUUUAGACCUCUGAUCGAUUUAGGAUGAGUUUUGGAGUAAGAUAUUGGUAUUAGAAAAGUUUUUAUGUAUUAUUUCUUUGUUUCGGACUAUAGUAGGCCUGCUUAUUUUUUUAGUUCGUCAUAUACUUAGAGGAGCACAAAGAUGGUGUCCAUCUUGUAGUCUUUUUUCUUUCUUUGUCAAAAAAACAUGCUUUUUCUAGCUUAUGAAAUCAAUGACAAAAAAAUUGUACAUAGAAAAUUGAUAAGGACUUUCUUCCCUAUGUCUUCUUUUGUUUGCAUGGUUCUCACAUGCUUUCUUGUAAGAUGGCUACACUACAAGAAACUGCCGCUUUAGUCACCACAUGUUGUAGCUGUUG